AUGAAUUGGUUCAAGCAGCAGUUAGCCAACGUCGUGGGCACCGAAGAACCCGAAUAUGGGCCUUCCGCCGUCCAGCCCGUGACCAAGCAGGAAGUGCCCUAUUCUAUCCUCUCCAAGGAUGAUCUGCGGUGGAAAGCCAUGGAUCACACAAAUGUCGAGACCGAAACAUUUUACUUCUAUGCCGACGAUGGGACAACUGCUAUGGCUCAGGUCAUUUACAGCAAUGUCGGUGGAAUCCAUACAACGGCCCAGUUCAAUAGCAAAAUCUUCAACUACGAAGGUCCGGGAAAACAUCUCUGGUGUUCCGACCCACUGAAGGACUACGGCUUCGACGAACCAAAGACAAGCUUCUACGCCGAAAAUGUGGCUUUAGAAAUGAACGAGGCAGGGGACACAUACACCAUCAAGUCUGCCAGAAACGACAGCUGCAUUGUCAAUUUGACGGUGAAAAGAAAUGCGCCGGGAUUUCAACUCGGCAAAGAUGGCACAACGUACUUCGGCACGGAUCAUAAAAACCCGUGGGGUUCGAUGCGACACGCCUUCUGGCCCCGGUGUACAGUAACUGGCACCAUGCAGACACCCACAAAAACCUACAAAUUGGAGGGGAAAGCCACUUACAUCUACGCUCUUCAGGGGAUGAAGCCCCAUCACUUGGCAAAUAGGUGGAACUUUGCGAACGUUCACACGAAAGACUACUCGGCCAUUCUCAUGGAAUAUACGACACCCGCCUCCUACGGCAAGACCACGGUUGGAGUGGGUGGCAUCGCCAAAGACGGCGAAUUGAUAUGCGUCGGCGAAUGUACCGCCGAACAUCUCACGUCCAUGAGAGAGACGCCUCAUGACUGGCCAGAACCAAGGACGAUAUUGUGGAAGUGGAGCGGCGAAAAAGACGGCAAAUCUGUUCAGGGUGAGGUCAAGGGCAAUCUGCCUGCCAGGUCUGAUAGGGUGGAUGUCCUGGCGCAUUUGCCUGGUUUCGUCAAGUCCUUCAUCGGUCACGCAACAGGGUUGAAGCCACACAUCUUCCAAUAUCUUUCAGAUGACCAACUCGAGCUGAAAGUCAAGGUUGGUGAUGAGGAAGAGCUCUCCGAGCCCGGCAAAGUAUUCACAGAGGCGACGUUCAUCUCGUGA
Messenger RNA from Cladophialophora bantiana CBS 173.52, 1128 nucleotides. RefSeq lists its product as uncharacterized. Gene Ontology annotation, cellular component: cytoplasm. The coding region runs from base 1 to 1128 and encodes 375 amino acids. The transcript is spliced from 3 exons. Gene Ontology annotation, biological process: response to oxidative stress. NCBI's taxonomy places the organism in Eukaryota, Fungi, Ascomycota, Eurotiomycetes, Chaetothyriales, Herpotrichiellaceae. The record is from RefSeq and is a predicted model, not a curated record.